CCCGGGAACCCCGGGCAGCCACUGCAAGCCCCCAGGCGGGGGCGGCCCGCCGAGCUGCGGGGUCGGGCACGGGUCCAGGCACUGGAGGCGGGGGGAGCGCCGGGGCGGCCGGCGGGACUUCCGUCCCGGACCCGGAAGGGGCUGCGGCGCCGCUGGUGGGAGUUGUAGUCCGGCCGUGGUUGGGGGGGCCCGCGGCUCAUGCGCGGUGCACCGAGGCUUGUUUCACAUCUGUAACAACAGAGUUGGUAACUGAAUUUCAGUGAUUGGAAUAAUUUCCCCUGAGGGGACCAAAACUCCAGUGACCCAGCAUUGUACUUCCCAGGAGGAGGCCGAGCCUCGUGAUGAGGAAUAGCAAGGAGAGAAUUCAGCUCCAGUUCAAAAGCCUGCAAAAUCUGAGACUGUCACUGCUUUUGUAAGGAUUCCAGCUUUCCUACCUGGCCAGAAAUGUUCAGCCUGGACUCCUUCAGAAAAGAUCGGGCCCAGCACAGGCAGCGUCAGUGCAAACUCCCCCCACCCCGCCUUCCACCCAUGUGUGUCAACCCUGCCCCCGGAGGGACCAUCUCUCGAGCUUCUAGGGACCUAUUAAAGGAAUUCCCACAGCCCAAAAACCUUCUGAACAGUGUGAUAGGAAGAGCUCUCGGCAUCUCACAUGCAAAAGACAAACUCGUCUAUGUGCACACAAAUGGACCGAAGAAAAAGAAAGUCACCCUGCACAUAAAGUGGCCCAAGAGCGUGGAGGUAGAAGGCUAUGGCAGCAAGAAGAUCGACGCUGAGCGGCAGGCCGCAGCUGCAGCCUGCCAGCUGUUCAAGGGCUGGGGCCUGCUGGGUCCACGCAAUGAACUGUUUGAUGCUGCCAAAUACCGAGUGCUAGCUGAUCGCUUUGGCUCGCCGGCUGACAGCUGGUGGCGCCCGGAACCCACCAUGCCCCCCACUUCCUGGCGGCAGCUGAAUCCUGAGAACAUUCGGCCAGGGGGACCAGGUGGCCUGUCCCGCUCCUUGGGUCGGGAGGAAGAGGAAGAUGAAGAGGAAGAGCUAGAAGAGGGGACCAUUGAUGUUACUGAAUUCCUGUCCAUGACCCAGCAGGACUCCCACAACCCACUCAGGGACUCAAGGGGGGGGUCCUUUGAAAUGACAGACGAUGACAGUGCUAUUAGGGCUUUGACCCAGUUUCCGCUUCCCAAGAACCUCCUGGCCAAGGUGAUUCAGAUUGCAACGUCCUCCUCCACAGCUAAGAACCUCAUGCAGUUCCAUACUGUGGGCACCAAGACCAAGCUGUCUACACUCACCCUGCUCUGGCCUUGUCCUAUGACCUUUGUUGCCAAAGGGCGCCGCAAAGCAGAGGCUGAGAAUAAGGCAGCAGCCUUGGCCUGCAAGAAGCUGAAGAGCCUGGGCCUGGUGGACAGGAACAACGAGCCGCUUACCCAUGCCAUGUACAACCUGGCCUCCCUGCGGGAGCUGGGCGAGACCCAGCGGCGGCCGUGUACCAUCCAGGUGCCGGAGCCCAUCCUCCGCAAGAUAGAGACCUUCCUAAAUCACUAUCCUGUGGACAGUUCGUGGAUCUCUCCAGAGCUGCGGCUGCAGGGCGACGACAUUUUGCCCUUGAGCAAGGACUCUGGGCCCCUGAGUGACCCUAUCACGGGCAAGCCCUACGUGCCUCUGUCAGAAGCAGAGGAAGUGCGGCUGAGCCAGAGCUUGCUGGAGCUGUGGCGGCGGCGAGGACCAGUCUGGCAAGAGACCCCUCAGCUACCUGUAGACCCCCAUCGGGAUACCAUCCUCAAUGCUAUUGAACAGCACCCGGUGGUGGUCAUUUCCGGGGACACCGGCUGUGGGAAGACCACGCGCAUCCCGCAGCUACUGCUGGAGCGCUAUGUGACAGAGGGCCGUGGCGCCCGCUGCAAUGUGAUCAUUACCCAACCUCGCCGCAUCUCGGCUGUGUCCGUGGCCCAGCGGGUCAGCCAUGAACUGGGCCCUUCCUUGCGCCGGAAUGUGGGCUUCCAGGUGCGGUUAGAAAGCAAGCCCCCAGCCCGAGGUGGAGCACUGCUCUUCUGUACCGUGGGCAUCCUGCUGCGGAAGCUGCAGAGCAACCCCAGCCUGGAGGGCGUGAGCCACGUCAUUGUGGACGAGGUGCACGAGCGGGAUGUGAACACGGACUUCCUGCUCAUUCUGCUCAAGGGCCUGCAGCGGCUCAACCCGGCCCUGCGGCUGGUGCUCAUGAGCGCCACGGGCGACAAUGAGCGCUUCUCCCGCUAUUUUGGUGGCUGCCCCGUCAUCAAGGUGCCUGGAUUCAUGUACCCUGUCAAGGAGCACUACCUGGAAGACAUCCUGGUCAAGCUGGGCAAGCACCAGUACCCGCACCGGCACCGGCACCAUGAGUCGGAGGAUGAAUGCGCGCUUGAUUUGGACCUCGUGACUGAUCUGGUUCUGCACAUCGACGCCUGUGGGGAACCAGGUGGGAUCCUGUGCUUCCUGCCUGGAUGGCAGGAGAUCAGAGGAGUGCAGCAACGCCUCCAGGAGGCCCUGGGCUUGCACGAGAGCAAGUACCUCAUCCUGCCAGUGCACUCCAACAUCCCCAUGAUGGACCAGAAGGCCAUAUUCCAGCAGCCUCCAGCAGGGGUGCGCAAGAUUGUCUUGGCCACCAAUAUUGCCGAGACCUCCAUCACGGUCAAUGACAUUGUACAUGUGGUGGACAGCGGUCUGCACAAGGAGGAACGCUACGACCUGAAGACCAAGGUGUCCUGCUUGGAGACUGUGUGGGUGUCGAGAGCAAACGUGAUCCAGCGUCGGGGCCGGGCAGGCCGCUGCCAAUCAGGCUUUGCCUACCACUUGUUCCCACGGAGCCGGCUGGAGAAAAUGGUCCCUUUCCAAGUGCCAGAGAUCCUGCGCACACCUCUGGAGAACCUGGUGCUGCAAGCCAAGAUCCACAUGCCUGAGAAGACGGCAGUCGAGUUCCUCUCGAAGGCUGUGGACAGUCCAAACAUCAAGGCGGUAGAUGAGGCUGUGAUCUUGCUCCAGGAGAUCGGGGUGCUGGACCAGCGAGAGUACCUGACCACCUUGGGGCAGCGUCUGGCCCACAUCUCUACUGACCCGCGGCUGGCCAAGGCUAUCGUACUAGCUGCCAUCUUCCGCUGCCUGCACCCACUGCUAGUGGUGGUUUCCUGCCUCACCCGGGACCCUUUCAGCAGCAGCCUGCAGAACCGGGCAGAGGUGGACAAGGUGAAGGCAUUGCUGAGCCAUGACAGCGGCAGCGACCACUUGGCCUUUGUGCGGGCUGUAGCCGGCUGGGAGGAGGUGCUGCGUUGGCAGGACCGCAGCUCCCGGGAGAACUACCUAGAGGAAAACCUGCUCUACGCACCCAGCCUGCGCUUCAUCCAUGGGCUCGUCAAGCAGUUCUCGGAGAACAUUUACGAGGCUUUCCUGGUGGGGAAGCCGUCAGACUGCACGCUGCCCUCUGCCCAGUGCAAUGAGUACAGUGCGGAGGAGGAGCUGGUGAAGGGCGUGCUGAUGGCUGGUCUCUAUCCCAACCUCAUCCAGGUGAGGCAGGGCAAAGUGACCCGACAGGGGAAGUUCAAGCCCAACAGUGUCACUUACAGGACCAAAUCAGGCAACAUCCUGCUGCACAAGUCAACCAUUAACAGGGAGGCCACAAGGUUACGGAGCCGAUGGCUGACAUAUUUCAUGGCAGUCAAGUCCAAUGGCAGCGUCUUUGUCCGGGACUCCUCCCAGGUGCACCCGUUAGCUGUCUUGCUGCUGACCGAUGGCGACGUGCACAUCCGCGAUGAUGGGCGCCGUGCCACCAUCUCACUGAGUGACAGUGACCUGCUGCGGCUGGAGGGUGACUCACGCACUGUGCGGCUGCUGAGGGAGCUGCGCAGGGCCCUGGGCCGCAUGGUGGAGCGGAGCCUGCGCAGUGAGCUGGCUGCGCUUCCCCCCAGUGUGCAGCAGGAGCACGGGCAGCUGCUGGCACUGCUGGCAGAGCUGCUGCGAGGACCCUGUGGUAGCUUUGAUGUGCGCAAGACAGCAGAUGACUGAGCCCCACUCCCUGGGGCUGUGUACAGAGUGCAAAUGUUUAUUUAAAAUAAAGUUCUAUUUAUCCCUUGUGA
Molecule: messenger RNA, 4100 nt
Organism: Oryctolagus cuniculus (rabbit)
Lineage: Eukaryota; Metazoa; Chordata; Mammalia; Lagomorpha; Leporidae
Gene: DHX30
Product: DExH-box helicase 30
Cellular component (GO): nucleus; cytoplasm; intracellular anatomical structure
Molecular function (GO): G-quadruplex RNA binding; DNA helicase activity; ATP binding
Source: RefSeq, a predicted model, not a curated record